AAAUAACUCGGGUAACGCACGGACCACCGUUGCCCAAACUCAACCUCCGUCCGCCGCCACCGAAAAGGGUCGCGCCAGGUGUCACGAAACCUGCCCAUUCCGCAAAUUAUCCCAUCAAUUCAGUCAGCGGUCUAAUAUGGCUUUGCCAACUGUGCAUACGCUCGAAGCCUGUGCGGAUUUUCGUCUCACAGUCCUACCGUACUUGUCGCAACUCACAUCGCUUCCGACGAAGUUGAUCGACAGCGGGACCGAUAUCCAAGCGCUUAAACAUGUCUACAUCACUACAAACCCUUUCAUCACAGCCAUCGCUUUCGCGCUGUUUCUUGCACCAGUAUUCCUAAUAAUAUCAGAAGUGACCAGGAAUUAUUCUCAAGUUGACCGUUGCUGGAGCAUCCUUCCCAUCGUUUACAACGCUCAUUACUCCGUAUGGUCUCGUUUGAAUGGACUGCCAACUGGGAUAAUUGACACGAUUUGUGGAAUCACCAUCAUUUGGGGUGUUCGACUUACUUUUAACUACUGGAGAAAAGGCGGCUACAGCGUCGGUUCAGAAGACUACCGAUGGGCAAUAUUGCGGAACAAAAUAAACAACCCUUUUCUGUUUUUCUUAUUCAACCUUACUUUCAUAUCUCUCGUGCAACCGGUUUUAUUAGCCCUCAUCACCGCUCCGACGUACCUGUUCGUCCUACUCAGCAGUACCCCCGAAGGGUCCGGACGCGGCGUCUCCGACUCUGUCUUCUCCCGGGUUAUCCUCCUCUUCAUCUUCAUCGAGGCACUCGCAGAUCAACAACAAUGGCGGUUUCAGAAAGCCAAGAAGGAGUACAAUGAAAUCGCUCGCGUCCCACCGCAAUAUAAGGGGAUUUACACAAGCAAUGACCUGAGCCGUGGCUUUGUGGUUUCGGGCCUCUGGGCCUGGUGUCGACACCCGAAUUUCACCGCUGAACAGGGCAUUUGGCUAGCAUUUUACCAGUGGUCGUGUGUCAAAACUGACCAAGUGUACAAUUGGUCGGGUAUUGGAGCUCUGUGCUAUGUCGCCCUCUUCCAGGGAAGCACGUAUCUUACGGAAAAGAUUACCGCGUCGAAAUACCCGGAUUAUAGGCAAUAUCAACUGCGUGUGAGGAAGUUCAUUCCACGAUUAGAUGUCGAGCCGCGGGGGGGAAUGCCGGAAGACCAUGCUACGGCGGAGGUCCCCAAUGAACCAGAGAAACCACAGCCAUCGAAAUCGAAACCAACUAAGAAGAAGGCGAAGUGAUCCCCUUGUCUGCCAUCACUGGAAGUUUCCGCCAAACCAUUGAUCUCUGGUACUCUAUUUACCAUUGUAGUACAUGUGCUUAAGGUCUUCCGUAUCAUAUUUAUACGUUUCCAGAUACCCUGACUCAAUCUAAAAUCAACUCAUACUGCCCCCUAUGUCCAUCCAAUUAAUCUUCGCUACCAUAUUUCGUUGACCGGUGGCAUUAUUGGGCCUGAUAGAACAACAGCACCAAUAAUUCCAGAGAUGCACUCCAGCAUGGCGCAACUCUCACUUGGGAAAAUGUCUUGAGAACCUACUACUCGAAAUCAUAGUGUAUAAUAUUUUUUUUGAUUCAAUUAUUGAUAAUUUUUUAUUCUUUCUAUUUUGAUCUUCAGCUUUCCUCGUUUUCUUUUUCAACAUUUGACAUACCUCAUUCAUGCCCUGUUUAUAAGCAAAUGAGCGGAUAAAGGUGGAGCUUUGGUAUACAAGAGAAGAAAUAAAGUUACAAAAUUAUAAAUCAGGGUGUGGAGAUUUCAAAGCGGAGACGAUGUCUGGGCUGUCGGGUUGCAGUCAGGCAGGGAAGUAGAGGGUAUGCCAAUGAUAGAAUAGAAAAACAUAUAAGAGUGCAACGCGUGAACACCUAGACACUUGAUCCAUCUGAAAUAUAAUAAAUAAAGUACAGACCAAAGGAGAAUGAAAGGGAAAGGGAACAGAUUAACAUAGGAAAAGGACAUGUCAAGAAUGCACCAGGUGGAGAAAAGAAAAGAGAUAUGUGAACUUAUAUACUUCAGUUUCUAAACAGAUGAGUGAAAUAUUGAAAUAGAACACCACCAUUUUCCUUUAUGCUGGACUUGACGACGCAGGGCCUUCCUUAUCAUCUAAUUGACUUGUGUCUGAUUUUUCCG
Molecule: messenger RNA, 2133 nt
Organism: Blastomyces dermatitidis ER-3
Lineage: Eukaryota; Fungi; Ascomycota; Eurotiomycetes; Onygenales; Ajellomycetaceae
Exons: 2
Coding region: 137-1249 (370 amino acids)
Cellular component (GO): membrane
Source: RefSeq, a predicted model, not a curated record